AUGGAACCUUGCUCAGCAGCUAUGCGGGGACCAAGGAAGAUGCCGUAUCCUUGCGUUUCUCCUCCUUUGGCACGGGAAUUCCCAGCCAGCUCUAAGUUUGCUGGAUAUCACCAUCCCUCUUCAGUAGAAAGCAUGGUGUCUGACGCCUCAGAGUCGACAGUCACGUUCUCUUCUGACGACCAUGCGUCUCUAUGGCUGUUCAAGAGGACAGCGGCUCUGACGCCCAUUCUAAGAAAUUUGAACGUUGGCCGCAUCACAAGUAAAUUCUUCUAUCUGGAAUGGACCUCCGACACUCGGCUCGCAACGAUCAUCGGCACAAGCGCCACGGCCGUGAGCACCCCAAAGACCCUCAUUCUCGGAAACCAAAUCGGGGUCAUUCUAACAGCAACUUUGAUCCAGGUUGUGGUGGCAGCGGGGAAUACGGAACUGGUCGGAGUCAGGACUUCGUUUGGAAGUGGUUGGGGGAGACAAAUCGUCAACGUGAAAGGUCAAGUCCAACCCCCCGUCGGCCUGGGAAACGACCUCUUUCUCCCCGUGCUGACGGCGUCGGAGAUCAUCAAAUUGAUUGUCGGCACGGAUCCCUCGAUGCAAAAAGGAGGAUCCGAUUCCCCUUCUCAAACUUUCGAGAAACGCCCGAGACAUAAAACGCGAGAGGAUAAAUAUGACAGGGAAAGGAAACCUCGCGGCACCAGGAAACACUCCGAGUCAUCCAAACCCGGAAAACCGAAACGUCGCAAAGAGGUCGCCAAGAAACAACUCGCGUCACGUCGCGAGGUCAUGAACAAUUUCACGUCCCAGACAGUUCGGAGUGACCGAGUCACACUACACCCAGGGGCUACGCCGGGUAUCUUCCAGAAUGGGCAUUUUUCUUCGAAUAACCACACCGAAGAUCUCGCCCAUGUGGGAAUGGACUGGACACCCCAGGUCAACCAUCACCAGAACGUGACCAGACGAUCGUCAAAGUCCCGCGACAGAGAAAAGAGGAGAAGAGAGAGGGAACUGGAGGACAUGAAUGCGUACUUUAGACCCAGGAGCGUAUCAAGAUUGGAGCGAGGGAGGACUAGACACACCAAUCCCGGGUCGGAUGCUAGCGAUGACGCGACACAACAAUCGCCCAAAAUAUGCCGCAGGUCAGUAUCUACUUACAGUCAAGCCACGAGUUACCACUGCCGGUCCUUGAGCCAGCCGUCUCGAGAUAGACGCCAAGGAAAACAUGGCAGUGGGGUUAGUCCACCCAGACGGAGUGGCGACCUUUAUGAUGUCGGACAAGAUCUUCAGAACACGGGAGUGUCAAAGGAUGGAUUCAGCCUCCAACAUCAACGAGGGCGGUCCCGUCGCCCCUCCAGCCAUUUGAUUCCUUCGCCGGUGCUUAAUAGUGCAGGAGACACAAAUCAGAAACUAGUGACAUCGCGACCUCCUCCCAUCAUUCGGUAUGUGGACAAGGGCGUCACAGCAACGGUCGAGUCCAUAGACUGUUGCAAAGUAACAGGAGAUGGACCAGCUAUUGAAUACGAUGCCCUUCCCUCGCUCUCGUGUUCUGGGCCUGACGCUACAUCCAACUGCUUGCCGGGACCCUCAGUCCCCCCAGAAACCAAUGAACGGGACGAUGCUACACAAACAAGGAGCAUUCAGCUUAGCAACCAGCAAUCAACGACAGAAGAGGCGCUGGUGCGAGAAGCAAUCGCCCGACGAGCAUACAUGGAGACUCCUGGGAAUAAAGGGGUUCCCGCUCCCUCAUCAUCGCUAGACCCCGUUCGAAUUCAGUUAGCACCCACCGACAACCACACAGGGGAAGCGGCUGAACGCAUUGUGGACGUCGGCUACACCCCAUGGUCCAACCGUGCUUCAAGUAUACAAAGGUUUCGACCUCCAGAGGGCCAGCAUAUCCAGUACUCCUGCGCAGCCAACCGGGACGAGAACAGUCUAGCGACUAGCGCUACGGCCAUGGCUGGUACAGCCAGCGUGCAUGUCAGCGUAGCAGGACAGCAUCCGAGCACCCCGCGGCCAACGAGUGCCAAUGGGACUACUAACCUCAAACUGACGUCAGUAGAGGACCUAGCUAUUCGCAACCCCAUGGGAAGAUGGGUUCCGGAAGAUUCCAGAAUGAUGUGCACAGAACGACCUGAGCUUCGUCUCUCAAGGGAAUUCUUAGACUCAGGGCACAUGUAUACAAGCGCUGGACAGGGCACCGACAAUGAUAUUUCUCGGCUGGACAGAGAAGUCUUUCACGAACACGUUCUACGAAGGCGAAGAGGCUUUCCGGAAUGGGAUAUAGUGCCCAACUACGGCCGACACUCCCCGCCACUUUUCAUGCAGAACCGCAUUCCGAGCGAAGAGACCUACGAGACGGAGACAUACGAUCAUCCCUUACAUGGCGAGGCUGACAAGAGACAAAUGUUCCUGUCUCAGGCAGAGCUCGAGGUUUCGGCAGACGCGAGUCUGCGACGUCAUGGUCUUCGCCCAUUGGGUUCUCUGAACUCUGAUGAUAGAGGCUUGGGCAUGGCGACGUUCUGGGGAGCAAAUUCCCUCAUAUAA
Molecule: messenger RNA, 2535 nt
Organism: Sodiomyces alkalinus F11
Lineage: Eukaryota; Fungi; Ascomycota; Sordariomycetes; Glomerellales; Plectosphaerellaceae
Exons: 7
Coding region: 1-2535 (844 amino acids)
Source: RefSeq, a predicted model, not a curated record